AUGGCCAGUAGUGUAUAUAGCUAUUUUCCAUUCAGUCAGACGUGCUACUCGUACGAGGAGGCGGACUCGUGCGCGGCGCUCAACGGCACGUACUUCCGGCAGCGGUGCUACAACGCCAGCGAGGCGGCCGCCGCCAACAUAUCGGGGCUAGCGGAGCGCGCCAACCGCCGCCCUCCCGCCGAGGAAUACUUCACAAAUUAUGUUCUGGGGCUAUCGGAUGGCAUUGAGUACACUGGUGAAGUUCGACUGUCCAUGGCGACAUGCCUUCUGAUGGCGUGGGUAAUUGUCUUCCUGUGCCUGUGCAAAGGGGUGCAAUCGUCGGGGAAGGUGGUUUACUUCACUGCACUCUUCCCAUAUGUGGUACUGGUUCUUCUGUUUGUCAGAGGAGUAACUCUACCAGGUGCUUCCACUGGAAUUCUUUUCUACCUUACUCCAGACUGGAACCGUUUGGCUAAUGCUCAGGUCUGGGGAGAUGCUGCAGUGCAGAUAUUUUUUGCAUUGAGUCCAGCUUGGGGAGGUCUCAUUACUCUUGCAUCCUACAACAAAUUCUCCAACAACUGUUACAAGGAUUCGCUUAUUGUGGCCAUAUCAAACAUACUGACAUCAUUCUUUGCGGGCCUGGUCAUUUUUUCUGUGAUUGGAUUCCUUGCUCAUGAGUUGAAUGUGGAAGUAAAAAAAGUUGUGGAUCAGGGUGCAGGGCUAGCCUUCAUUGUUUAUCCAGAAGUGGUGACACACUUACCUGUCUCACCUUUGUGGUCCUUGCUUUUCUUUGUGAUGUUACUUACACUGGGCCUCGACUCACAGUUUGCUCUAAUGGAGACUGUUACAACAGCCCUGCUUGACCGUUUUCCAAGUCUGAGGGGCUACAAGAUAUGGGUGGUUAUGGUAGUAUCUGUCUUUGGAUACUUUGGUGGCCUUAUAUUUACAACAAAUAGUGGUAUGUACUGGCUCCAGUUGGUGGACAAAUAUGCAGCCAACUGGUCAGUCCUAUUGAUAGCUAUUGUGGAAUGUAUUAUCAUUUCCUGGGUCUAUGGUGCUAACAGGUUUCUUGCCGAUAUACAGGAAAUGAUUGGUCCACAAUCAGAAACAUGGAAGUUUUUUUGGAGGUGGAUGUGGAAAAUUGUAACUCCUGCAGCCUUAUUGUUCAUUUUGUUCUUCAAUUGGAUUGAGUAUGCUCCAGUGAGUUAUGGAGAUUACAAGUAUCCAAGAUGGGCAGAUGGUGUUGGAUGGGCUAUUGGUGUCUUCCCUGUAUGUGUCAUUAUUGGAAUGGGCAUUAUGAAGAUCCACUCUGUGACAGAAGGAACAUUUACCGAGAAAAUACGUUUCUUAGUCCGACCAACUGGUGACUGGGGCCCAGCACAUUGCCGUGCAAGCAACCCUCCAACAUAUGAGAGUGUGAGGAACACUAUUGUUUUGGUCAAUGGCCUUCCUGUGAUAAGAGAAUCUGCUUCAGCUGCUGCUCCCGGACAUGACCCAUCGGAUCCUUUAGCGGACAAUCGUCUCUGAGAGUGGGCCCCACCCGGGCCAGCACCGCAGCCCGGGCCUAGUAUCCUCAAGAAAACAGCUGUAUCAGGUGUGCGAGAAGCGACUGAAGCCCAUCCAGUAUAGUGAUAAAAUUAAGUACACCAGCAGAACUACAAAUGAUUAAUCUUUCCCCAUUAUGGGAUACCGAGAUUAUUAUGUCUCACUUAAUAAGUGGGAUAACAUUAAAGAGAAAAGACAUACAUCAUCUGAUGAAAUAUUUGUGUAUUUUUGGGAUUUGUUUGAGGUACAGAAGGGAAGUAAAGAGUUUUCUUUUCUGUCCCUCUAACAGUCAGAGCUAGAAACAUUUUUUUAUUUAUUAUUCCACUUCCUAACCAUUGUGGACAUAAUAUUGAAUUUAUAUUUUUACAGCUGCUGGAAGUAGAUGUUUGAAUUGACAGAGUUGACCGAUUGUUGUUAUCUUCAAGAUAUUUAUGUGUGGCCUCAUUAUAAGACUUGUAAAAGUGAACAAUGUUCCAGUAUUGACUCCUUCAGUGUGCCUAUGUGCACACAUAUUGUGGGAGCUGAAAACAAAUCAGGAAUUACAUGUAAAGUGUUGCAGAGUGGUUAAUUUCUGUGGUGAUAUGUGAUAAUAUGAGGUGUCACGUAUACCUCCUCCUAGUACACUAAAUGUCUGUGUACUACACAUUAAGUGGGUGUUAGGUGCUACUGUAGGAUAACUAGGGAGCUUAUUCAACACUACAGUAAGAACCUGAAAGGUUCUUUCAUCAAAGAUGAAACAUUAAGAAAGCUCCAUGAAGAAAUUGUGGAUCAUAUUUUGAGAGCUAUCAUUUUUCAGCUUCUGAGGUCAGGCAAUGACUUGCAGCCAUUACAAACACCACAAUACUGGAAAUCUGGAGAUAAAUGUGGUUUGUCAUUGCAGACAGUUUCUAUUAAAAGAAAACAAUAUAAGGGUGUCAGUGCAGUUAGUAAAUAGCAGUGCAGUGACUAACAAGCUCUGGAAAAGUUUUACAAGUGAACUUAAUUUGCAUCAGUUAGUAAGUACCCUGUAGAUUUACAAGGUACAAUUUGUCAAAUAGAAACCACUGUCCCAUACCAAAUAGAAAAAAAUAAUCCUAUCCCUCUAGGCACAAGUGCUACAUAUUUGGUACGAAGAUAGAGAAGUGAUUCAUUAGUGAAUCAAUUAACUGUGCUGUGAUCAAAUCAUCUCAUUAUCGAAGUUAAAAGAGAAAGUAGAAAGAACACAAUUAUUUACACUGCUCAUAAUAAAAUAAGGAUAAGGUGACUUAAGAUAUUCUAGGAGAAAGUAUAGAUUUAUAUGUAGACCUUCACUGUAAGAACUGGAAUCGAGUAAUUAAUGUGUUAAACUACAAAAAAUUUUAUGGAGUUGUUGCUAAACAAAAGAUUAAGGAGUUUAUAGGAAUGAGUGGAAAGGCUAGCAUUGUUAUCAGCUGUAGGAUCAAAUAGAUGAUUGUUGAAGUUAUCAAACGUAUAUAUGUAUAUAUAUAUAGCCUUUUAUUUUGUGUGAAUCAGAUGGUCUGUAAUAAUAAAUUAUUGUUGACAUGGAGGAAACCAAAAUACAUAGGAACAUUAACACUGGAGAUUUGUGAGCAAGAACAAGUUAAACAAAAAAAUCUAUA
This is a messenger RNA of Schistocerca piceifrons (Central American locust), 3122 nucleotides long. Its product is annotated as sodium- and chloride-dependent glycine transporter 1-like. Gene Ontology annotation, biological process: sodium ion transmembrane transport. Bases 1 to 1506 code for a protein of 501 amino acids. Lineage: Eukaryota; Metazoa; Arthropoda; Insecta; Orthoptera; Acrididae. Gene Ontology annotation, cellular component: membrane. The record is from RefSeq and is a predicted model, not a curated record. The transcript has 10 exons.